This is a messenger RNA of Sorex araneus (European shrew), 2001 nucleotides long. RefSeq names its product peptidyl arginine deiminase 4 (gene PADI4). Gene Ontology annotation, cellular component: cytoplasm. Bases 1 to 2001 code for a protein of 666 amino acids. The record is from RefSeq and is a predicted model, not a curated record. Lineage: Eukaryota; Metazoa; Chordata; Mammalia; Eulipotyphla; Soricidae. Gene Ontology annotation, molecular function: protein-arginine deiminase activity; calcium ion binding. The transcript has 16 exons.
AUGGCCCAGGGGACCAGGGUCCACCUGAGCCUGGAGCACCCCACCCAUGCUGUGUGCGUGCUGGACACCGAGACACAGCUGGAUGUGUGCAGCGCUGCCCCCGAGGGCUGCACAAGCUUCGGCCUCAGCACACCCCCAGGAGUGCUCGUCCAUGUGGCCCACGGUCCUCCCACCAAGAAGAACCCCACGGGCUCCUCCAAGUGGCCUCUGGACCCGGGGCUGGAGGUGAGUCUGCGGAUGAAGACUGCCAGCCGCAGCACGGGCGACCAGAAGAUUCGGGUUUCAUACUACCGACCCAGGACAGCCCCGGUCCACGCCCUGCUCUACGUCACUGGGGUCGAAAUCUCCUUGAUCGCCGACAUCACUCGAACCGGCAAAGCAAAGCCCACGGCGAUCAGGAAAGACCAGGGCACCUGGACCUGGGGUCCUCGCGGGCAAGGCGCCAUCCUGCUGGUGAACUGUGACAGAGACAGUCUUGAGUGUGCCACCAUGGACAGUGAGGAUGACCAAGUGUUCGGCAGCAAAGACCUGCAGGACAUGUCCCUGGUGACCCUGCGCACGAACACACCCAGAGACUUCUUCAGCGGUCAUCAGCUGGUGCUCCACGUGGCCACGUCGGAGAUGGACAAAGUCAGGGUGUUCCACGCCAACCGGGGCAAACAGAAGCAGUCCAGGCUCAAGACGGUGCUGGGCCCCAGGCAGCCGGCCCACACCCUGGACCUCCCCGGGGGCCGGCACAGCACGGACUUCUACGUGGAGGGCCUGGCCUUCCCAGACGCCCACUUCCCAGGCCUCAUCUCCCUCAGCGUCUCUCUGCUGGAUUCAUCCAGGCCGGACUUCCCCAAAGCCCCACUCUACCAAAAGAGCGUGCUCUUCCGCGUAACCCCCUGGAUCAUGACCCCCAACACUCAGCCCCCGCAAGAGGUGUAUGUGUGCAGCACACUUGAGAACAAAGACUUCCUGAAGUCCCUGGCGGCGCUGGCCGAGAAGGCCCAGUGCAAGCUGACCGUCUGCCCCAUGGAGCAGAACAAGGAGGACCGGUGGAUGCAGGACGAGAUGGAGAUUGGCUACAUCCAGGCCCCGCACCAAACGCUGCCCGUGGUCUUCGACUCCCCCAGGAACCGGGGCCUGAAGGAGUUCCCCAAACUCGUGCUGGGCCCAGACUUUGGCUACGUGACUCGAGGGCCUCAAAAAGGGAAGACGACUGACCUCGACUCCUUUGGGAACCUGGAAGUGAGCCCUCCGGUCACCGUCGCCGGGAAGCGAUACCCCCUGGGCCGGGUUCUCAUCGGGAGCAGCCUUUACCCCAGCGCCGGGAGCCAGGAGAUGCACCAGAGCCUGCGGGACUUUCUGGAGGCCCAGCAGGUGCAGCGCCCCGUGACGCUCUACUCCGACUGGCUGUGCGUGGGCCACAUCGACGAGUUCCUCAGCUUCGUGCCCGCUCCUGACAAGGGCUUCCGGCUGCUCCUGGCCAGCCCCAGCGCCUGCUACCAGCUGUUCCGGGAGCAGAUGCUGCAGGGCCACGGGGAGGCCGUGCUCCUCGCAGGCAAGAAAACAAAACAGCAGAGAAUAAAGGACAUCCUGUCCAAUAAGAAGUUGCGGGAACACAAUUCCUACGUGGAGAGCUGCAUCGACUGGAACCGGGAGGUGCUGAAGCGGGAGCUGGGCCUGACGGAGCGCGACAUCGUGGACAUCCCGCAGCUCUUCACGCUCCAGCGCGGGGACGCCGGCCGGCCCCUCAAGGCGGAGGCCUUUUUCCCGAACAUGGUGAACAUGUUGGUGCUGGGCCAGCACCUGGGCAUCCCCAAGCCCUUCGGACCCGUCAUCAACGGCCGCUGCUGCCUGGAGGAGAAGGUGCGGGCCCUGCUGGAGCCGCUGGGCCUGCAUUGCACCUUCAUCGACGACUACUUGUCCUACCACAUCCGGCACGGGGACGUGCACUGCGGCACCAACGUGCGCCGGCAGCCCCUCCCCUUCAAGUGGUGGCACAUGGAGCCCUGA